AUGGCGGAAGGACGACCAGCAACCCAAGUACGAAAGCGCCAAUCUCUUGUGCUUUGCUUUGAUGGCACAGGAAACAAGUUUCAGGGCGGCCAAGCGGAUUCCAACAUCAUCAAAAUCUACGGACUCCUUGACCGGAAUGAUCCAACUCAAUACCACUAUUACCAGCCAGGCAUCGGCACUUAUGUCGAGACGUCCUCUCUAUCCCGCAAAAGUACAUACGGCCGCGUCAAGUCAUGGUACAGUAAGGCCAAAGACCAAGCCAUUGGUACUAGUUUCGGAGAGCAUGUAAUGGCUGGCUAUCGCUUCUUAAUGCGCUUCUACAAUGAUGGCGAUGCCAUUUACUUCUUUGGAUUCUCUCGGGGUGCUUACACCGCUCGCUUCCUUGCGCAAAUGCUCGAUUAUGUAGGUCUGCUCAGCGCCGGCAAUGAAGAGAUGAUGAGAUUUGCUUGGAAAACUUUCUCGAAAUGGCAAAUGAGAAGCGAAGACACUGCAGCAGAAAGAGCGAACAAGCAGAAGACUUUCGAAUUUAUGCAGAAUUUUCGCCAGACGUUCAGCAGACCCGUUGUUCGAAUCGAAUUUCUCGGGUUGUUCGAUUGUGUCAAUAGUGUACCGCAAUUCGAGUCGGCUUGGAUGACAAGAACACGAUUCCCGCAAACAUCGGCACGUGUCAUAAGACAUGCAGUCGCGAUAGAUGAGCGCCGCGCUAAGUUUCGCCAAGACCUCCUUUCCGAAAGACGCCAAACACAUCCGUCUCACCACCAUCAUAUGGAGCAAUGGCACCUCCAGAUCCCUGGGGAGAAGGGGAAGCUUACGAAGAAGCAAUCAAUCCAAAGGACAUUGUCUCAACCGCACUUCCGCGCGAAACAGCGCCGGCGUAUGGCCAUUGAUCUCGGGCCAGCUUCGUCAAGCGUUUCAGUAAAUUCGGGAGACGUCGUUCGACAUAAUCCUAGAGAUGACGAUAGUGAUGGCGGCGAAGAAGAUGAGCGCCAGGAUAUACUCGAGCUUUGGUUUGCUGGACAACACGGCGAUGUUGGAGGCGGUUGGACUUUAAAUGAGAAUGAAGAAAGACCAAUCAGUGACAUUGCACUGAGCUGGAUGGUUAGAGAAGCGCGCAAAGCGGGUAUGCCGUUCGAUGAGGAGAAAGUACAAGCAUCCAACUUGUUUGUGGAAGAUCCAGGACCGAGCGCAGACAUGCAGCCAAACGACAUUCCACAGCUGAAAGUGGAGGGAGAGUCGGUGCAUGAAUCAGAUUUGUCGCGAUGCAAAUUGCAAUUUACAACAUGGCACGAAGAAAUGCACAAACUAGCUGCCGAGGGCAGGGUUCAUGAUUCUCUCGCUUUCGGUGGUGGACUUAGCCGCCUGGCAGUGUGCGCUUGGCAGUUCAUGGAAUUCAUGCCCUUCCGAAGAAUGGAUCUUCAGAAAGACGGCAAGUCGACUUUCCGCUGCUCAUGGAAGGCGAUCUCGUGGCCACUGCCCCGUGGAGAGACCAGAGAUAUGUCUCACGAUUGCCAGAUCCAUUCCUCGGUGAUCAAACGAAUGGAAGCAGAUCCGAACUACAGACCUGGUAACCUCAUUGUCGGCGGAGGAGGCAGGGGCUGUAGGAAAGCUCCUGAUUCUUUUGGCAUGGUAUGUCUGGCUUGGCAUCAAAGUUCAUGUGUCUGA
Molecule: messenger RNA, 1662 nt
Organism: Pseudocercospora fijiensis CIRAD86
Lineage: Eukaryota; Fungi; Ascomycota; Dothideomycetes; Mycosphaerellales; Mycosphaerellaceae
Exons: 11
Coding region: 1-1662 (553 amino acids)
Source: RefSeq, a predicted model, not a curated record